CUUUUCAUUCAUAUUUUAAAUCUCAAACACCCCACCAUCUUCGUCACUCUAUCUUCUUCAUCAUUCAAGCACCCUCUUUCUUUCUCACCGAGACAAUGCCCGGAAUUCCACCCAAAUGGCUGGUUUUCUUACUUUCAAGCUAUCUUGUUCUCACCAACCUGGUCAUCUGUUCAGCAAAGGAGACUACUUACAUUGUCCAAAUGGAUAAAUCCAAAAUGCCAAAGGCAUUUUCUGGCCAUCUUGAAUGGUACUCCUCCAUGGUAAAAUCAGUGGUAACUAGAGCAGAAAAAGAAGUGGAAGAUGACCGAGAAAGGGUCAUCUAUAGUUACCAGAAUGCUUUCCAUGGUGUGGCUGCUUUGCUUAGCGAGGAAGAAGCUCGAAGACUAGAGAGAAGGCACGGCGUAAUGGCCAUAUUUCCCGAGACUAUAUACCAGUUACACACCACGAGGAGUCCCAUGUUCCUUGGGCUAGAGCCAGAACACAGCACAAGCAUCUGGAGUGAUAAGCUAGCCCAUCACGAUGUCGUCGUCGGUGUGCUUGACACUGGUAUAUGGCCAGAGAGCCAAAGUUUCAACGAUACCGGCAUGACCCCAGUCCCAGCUCACUGGAAGGGAACCUGUGAGACGGGCCGAGGAUUCACUAAAAGCCACUGUAGUAGAAAGAUUGUGGGUGCUCGAAUGUUCUACCGGGGAUACGAAACAGCUAUGGGCAAAAUUAACGAGCAAGAAGAGUAUAAAUCGCCGCGGGAUCAAGACGGGCAUGGCACUCACACUGCAGCAACAGUUGCAGGCUCUCCAGUUGCCGGAGCAAAUCUUUUGGGCUAUGCUUAUGGGACAGCCCGCGGGAUGGCCCCAGGUGCAAGAGUUGCAGCCUAUAAAGUUUGCUGGGUAGGUGGGUGUUUCAGCUCGGACAUUCUGUCAGCAGUUGAUCAAGCGGUUGCUGAUGGCGUCAAUGUCCUGUCUAUAUCUUUAGGCGGUGCCGUAGCAUCUUACUAUCGCGACAGCCUGUCGAUAGCGGCUUUUGGUGCAAUGGAGAUGGGAGUUUUCAUCUCUUGUUCGGCUGGGAAUGCGGGUCCUGACCCUAGUAGCCUUGCCAAUGUGUCACCAUGGAUAACCACAGUUGGUGCUAGCACAAUGGAUAGAGAAUUUCCUUCUUCUGUUAAGCUCGGGACUGGCAUAAGGAUAACUGGAGUUUCACUCUACAAAGGCAGAAGGAAACUUUCGGAAGGAAAGCAGUACCCACUAGUUUAUAUGGGAAGUAAUUCCAGCGGCAGCCUUGAUCCAAGCUCCUUGUGUUUAGAUGGAACACUGGAUCCACAUAUUGUGAGUGGAAAAAUUGUGAUAUGUGACCGAGGCAUUAGUCCGAGAGUCCAGAAGGGGCAGGUGGUGAAAGAUGCAGGUGGAGUAGGCAUGAUAUUGGCGAACACUGCCGCCAAUGGAGAGGAGCUAGUUGCAGACUGCCACCUCCUUCCGGCAGUCGCAGUUGGAGAAAAAGCAGGUAAAGUAAUCAAGCAUUACACGCUAACAAGUCGCAAGGCAACUGCAAGCCUAACAUUCCAGGGGACUAGGUUGGGCAUAAGGCCAUCUCCAGUGGUGGCAGCAUUUUCAUCUAGAGGACCUAACUUCCUCUCGUUGGAGGUUCUCAAGCCGGAUGUGGUAGCACCAGGAGUGAACAUUCUUGCCGCUUGGCCAGGUCUCCUAGGACCAUCAAGUUUGCCAACCGAUCACCGAAGAGUGAAGUUCAACAUACUGUCUGGAACAUCCAUGUCGUGUCCACAUGUGAGUGGGGUUGCUGCAUUGCUGAAGGCCAGACACCCGGACUGGAGCCCAGCAGCAAUAAAAUCUGCCUUGAUGACCUCGGCUUAUGUCCACGAUAACACCAAUAACCCGCUGUCAGAUGCCGCAAAUGGUGCACCUUCCAACCCAUAUGUCCACGGUGCAGGGCAUAUCCAACCAUUGAAAGCUCUCGACCCUGGUCUAAUUUAUGAUAUUGGUCCACAAGAUUACUUUGAAUUCUUAUGUACCCAAGAUCUAACUCCAAGCCAGCUGGAAGUUUUUGCUAAGUUCUCCAACAGGUCUUGCCGACACACUCUUGCCAAUCCAGGAGACUUGAACUACCCAGCUCUCUCUGCCCUGUUCCCCGAAAGCACCAACGUCCCAGCUGUGACCCUUCACAGAACUGUCACGAAUGUUGGGCCUCCUGCUUCGAACUACCAUGUUAAUGUUUCCCCAUUCAGAGGUGUUCUCGUGAAGGUUGAACCAGCAGUGCUGAAUUUUACCAGUAAGCACCAGAAACUUUCUUACAAGGUCACAUUCACAACAAGAUCCCGGCAGAUGGAACCUGAGUUUGGAUAUUUGAUUUGGAAAGAUGGGUUGCAUAGGGUAAGAAGCCCAGUUGUGAUCACAUGGCUGUCACCAAUCUAAUUUAUUUGGAAGAUUUUCAGCAUCAAUCUGGGUGGUGCUACAAUAACGAAACAUCCCAUUGAAGUCAACACUAGUGAAUUUUAUUCCAUGGAGUGCCUGCAUCCUCCCAUUUUAAGGAAAAAGUAGAUUACAUAUUAACUUCUUUGCAUUUUCUGUUGAAUUCAGCCCUUCGAAGUUGCUAAAACACAUUUAUCACACUCCUAGCAACAACUGCAACCUCAAUGUCAGAAUCUGAUUCAUCAUCAAUUUGUAUAUCAAUUACCACUUAAACAAUAAGGUUAAU
Diospyros lotus (date-plum) is the source of this 2706-nucleotide messenger RNA. Its product is annotated as subtilisin-like protease SBT1.3. The transcript has a single exon. The coding region runs from base 96 to 2423 and encodes 775 amino acids. The record is from RefSeq and is a predicted model, not a curated record. NCBI's taxonomy places the organism in Eukaryota, Viridiplantae, Streptophyta, Magnoliopsida, Ericales, Ebenaceae. Gene Ontology annotation, biological process: proteolysis. Gene Ontology annotation, molecular function: serine-type endopeptidase activity.